CUUUCAUAUGUAGAUCAUCUUGACUAGGGUCUGUAUGUAGCAAAGCAUAACCAUCGAUUAUCUCCAGUGUCCCCUAGUUCUGCUUGUUAUGACUGUCUCAGUAGUAUUGCGACUUUAGUGAUAAGAACAGUUGGACGACCAAAAUGAUUGAAGCAUGGGCUAUUCGACUUAUUGUGAUUUGUGCCGGUAUCAACCAGGUGGUGAGCGUUGGAAAUGACGAUUUCGUAGACGCCUGCUUCGGACUGGAAGGUGACAAACCUCCCCAUUGCGAGUAUAUUGACUUCGACGAUGUAUUCGAGAGCUCCGAUAUCAAGUUCAACUGGAGCUUCAUAACAAAACUCACCAUCAGCAACAAAAGGAUCAUCGGAAUACCAACGAGGAUGUUCGAAUCGCUUCCGAAUUUGGAAAGUUUCGUUGUAGUAAAUAGCCUAUUCUAUCAAGAAAUCGACCCGAACAGUUUCGUCGAUUGUCACAAGUUGGAGCACAUAGAAAUUACUGGAACAAAUGUGUCAUUUCUUGAUACGCACCUUUUUCCAAAGACGCCAAAGCUGAAACAUCUGCUUUUUCACCAUAACAAAAUUAAGGAAAUAAAACACGAUGCGUUUGAAUUUCUCGUAGACUUGGAGGAACUCAAUCUCUCAUACAACAAUCUGACUAGGCUUCCAAGUGGAGUGUUCCAUAAAUUGAAAAACCUUAAAACGCUAGAUUUGAACCACAACCAUCUCAUACUGCUGAGCUUCGACAGUUGGUUCCCGGUGGAUGGAGUGCACUCAUUAGCAUAUUUAGACGCGUCUUACAACCAGCUAAUUGAGCUCGCAUGGAGCGAAAUCACUGUGAAGAAAGUAAAUCUCAAAUAUAACAACUUGACAAACAUUCAUAUCAGCGGCAAUUGUACGGAGCUCCACGCUUCCUACAAUAUGAUCGAAUCGGUAACGCUCGGAGGCAAUUGUUCAAUUGAAAAGCUGUAUCUUGCACACAAUCACAUCAGCACCUUCGGAGAUCUUCGGAAGUGCUCGGAAACGCUACGCACCCUAGACGUCUCGUUUAACAUCCUCCAGCGGCAGUUCGACUUUCUAGGAAUGAAACAGCUGACGGCGCUGAAUGUGGAGUGCACUAAUCUCACAUUGCAGUACACAACCUUACAUGACCUACGCAAACUCAGAUUCCUAGACAUUUCCUAUAACAACUUGAAGAAGAUCGACUUCGAGAACCUUACCUCGCAGCGGUUACUCGAACGUUUAAUGAUAAGCGGCAAUCCGAUAGGCAAUAUGUCCAUCGUGUCAAUUAAACGCAAUUUUCCAAAUCUGAAAGCGCUGGGAAUUUAUGAUCUACCGUGGAAUGAAUCAUCGCUCUCGGUGGCGAUCGAGGACCUGAAAAAACACGACAUAAAACCGUACAUCAAGAACGAUUACCUAUUCGAGGAGUCGCUGUGCCCGCUGAAAAUAACGCGCAAUUUCAGCGGAAAUGGUGACGAUCAUGAAGAGUCGACCGAACUGAAUCGUGGGUCUGGUGCCGAUAAGACGCUCGAGUAUGUUGUGAUUGUUUUGCUGGUGGCCGUUAUCUGUGGACUUCUGUUCAAGGUGUUUAUGGACAGUAGAUAUUACAAGGAACUGUUUAAGGAUCGUCUUCGUGGUUCGUCGAUUUCCCACGAAAGUUUGGUUAGUUGCGAUCUUAAUGGCUAGUGUGAGAUAAUGCAAUAAAUGGAACGGUGUAAAUCAGUUACA
This is a messenger RNA of Armigeres subalbatus, 1724 nucleotides long. RefSeq names its product leucine-rich repeat-containing G-protein coupled receptor 4-like. Gene Ontology annotation, molecular function: protein binding. The record is from RefSeq and is a predicted model, not a curated record. The coding region runs from base 144 to 1682 and encodes 512 amino acids. NCBI's taxonomy places the organism in Eukaryota, Metazoa, Arthropoda, Insecta, Diptera, Culicidae. The transcript is spliced from 2 exons.